AUGCUUCGAGAAUGUAUCAAGAUUCGUUCCAUUCAUCAGCUCCUUCUUUCUCGUCCGUCCCUAAUCGAGCCUCUUUUCACUCAAUAUGCUUUCGAUCCCAAUUUUGACGUUUGUUCGGAUGUGUUCCAGUCCAUUCGCGAGCUCCUUCGAAAAAACAAACAAAUCGUUAGCAGCGCUUUGAGGCCAUCCAAGCCGCUUUACAACCAGCUUUUUUCUUGGAUCUACGCCCUCUUAGAAUCCGAAAACUACGUCAUCACACGAAUUGUGUUACACUUGCUUGGGGAAUUUCUAAUCGACAAAAGCAACUUUGAGAUCAUGCUGCACUUCAUUAAGUCGGCAGAGAACUUGAAGAUUUUCAUGGUUUUGCUUUGCUCGCAGUACCCUUCGAUCCAAUUCGAUGCAUUCAACGUAUUCAAAGUGAGAUUGCGGAGGGGGUUCGAAGCAGAUAUUCGUCGCGAAUCCGGACAAAUCAGCGGAAUGAGCAAUCGACAAGCUCUUGUAGAGUUUAUCGGCUCCCUGCUUCCCGAAAAAGAAGAGAACGACGACGUGUUUGCAGAGGAAAAGAAACUGGUGAUCAAUGUGCUUCACAAGAUGGACGAUGAGUCGUAA
Molecule: messenger RNA, 609 nt
Organism: Blastocystis hominis
Lineage: Eukaryota; Bigyra; Opalinata; Blastocystidae
Exons: 4
Coding region: 1-609 (202 amino acids)
Biological process (GO): intracellular signal transduction
Molecular function (GO): protein serine/threonine kinase activator activity
Source: RefSeq, a predicted model, not a curated record